GUCUGCUAUGAACGGACGACAUGACACCGGAAGUAGCUGUGCAACACGGAAUCUUUUAGAGGAGCACCGGCCGCCAUGUUGGACAGCUAACAUUGAUACGGAAGAAGAGUUGUUGUGUUAUAAUUCCAAAUGGCUCCGAUUUAAAGUAGUGUUUCGUUUUUAAGAUGCGCUACGAACGGGCGGAUACCGUGGGUUGAGUUUUUACUGUGACUAGAGAAAAAUGGAGGCGAGGUUCGGCAGCGAAGUGGCGUCGGUCGUAAAAGCAGCGAUCCAGGCGACCGUGUCCGUGUUCAGGGACGUUUGCGCACAAGAGGCGCCAAACUCUGGGUGGGAGGAGGCGAGGUUCGGAGAGAUCCACGAGAUAGAGAGAUGUCUGGUGAUUCAGAUCAACGACGUGUUCCGGGAGUUCACCGCGGAGCUGGUUGAAGAGAACGAGGCUCUGCGGGCCAAAGUGGAGCAGCUGGAGGAUGUGGUGGAGAGGAAAGCCGGUCAGCUGGAGCAGGAGCUGGAGGCCAGAGUGGGUCAGCUGGGCCGAGACAUGGAGCAGCUGGAGAAGGAGCUGAAGAGCAUCAGUAACACACCGGGAGGCCGGGCACACGUGACAGGAGUCUCUGUGCUGCCAGUCGCCACCAGUCAAGAAGCUCUGGUUGCCCUGAAAGAAUCCACCUCCAACCUCCAAUGUCCGGCAGACUCUCCCAACUCAUCAGCUGAAUCCGCUGAAGCUUCAACGGUUUUUGUCGGUAGCGUCAGUUCCGCUCCCACGGUGCUGUUGGUGGAAUCCAGCCAAGUCACCACCCAGAGCCCUGCACCAUCGACGUCUGCCUGUGAACCAGUGGGAGCGACGCAGCUCAUCCUCAAACCAGCAGCGUCUCCAGUGGCGACGCCUCAAGACGUUUCCAGUCCGGACUCCAGCAACACCGAUGGUGGAGUUGCGGUGCAGGAAGAGAAAUCUGUGGAAGAGGCGUCGUUAGGGCGACCAAAGAGGAACAGGAAACCAACAUUUAAAGCUGCUGAAGUUUCUGCUGAUGAAAACACUGAGGAGACCAACAUCAGAUCAAUGGAAAAGCUACGAAAAACCCCAUCGGUGAAGCGGUUCUUUUGUGAGCACUGUAACAUGGGCUUUCAUUGGAAAGGUGAACUGAACAAACACCUGAAGGUUCACAAGAAGCCAUUUCCAUGUGAAAAGUGUGGGAAAAGUUUUCUGGAGAAGUCGUCUUUGGAGAAUCAUCUCCUGUGCCAUCAGACCAGCAAAGCGCCCCUGCCCUUCCCCUGUUCUCAGUGUAAAAGGUCAUACAGCAAGGAACAGUCGCUCCUGAAUCACAUGAAGCGGCACCAGCGCCUGACACCGCCUAAGCCGUUCGCCUGCGACCAGUGCGGGAAAACGUUCAGGAUUAAGCAGUCGCUAGAAAACCACCUGCUGCGCCACGAGAAAUGGAAGAAGAUGCUGAAGUGUCAGCUUUGUGACAAGACCUGCAAGACGUCCGUCCAACUGCGGUGCCACAUGGCCGUCCACUCUGAGGAGAGGCCGUUCAGAUGUGACACAUGUGGGAAGGAGUUCAAGAGCAAAGACACUCUCCGCUUCCAUCAGAUGGUCCACUCGACUGACAAAAAGUACAAAUGCACCAUGUGUGACGAGACUUUCAAAUAUGCCCAUUCUCUGACCGUUCACAAGAGGAAGCACACAGGCGACACGCCGUUCGUUUGCAGCGUGUGCAACAAGCCGUACAGGACCGGCACCGCUCUGAAAAGGCACCGCGUGGUCCACACGGGAGAGAAGCCCUUCACCUGCCACAUAUGUGGCGCUGGAUUCAGCCUGAACAACAACCUGAAGCGGCACCUUCGCAUCCACACGGGCGAGAAGCCGUUCACCUGCCAGGAGUGCGGUAAGAGCUUCUCAGACGGCAACAAGCUCAAGUGUCACUCGCUCAUUCACGGAGCCAAGAAGCCCUUCAUGUGCGACCUCUGUGGGAAGACCUUCCUCUUCAACUGCAGGCUGGUGAUACAUCAGAAGUACGUUCAUGCAGAAAAGAGCGAAGACGCCGACGGAGCUCAGCGAGUUUUCACCACCAGACGGCACAACAAGAACCAGGUCAAACCCUUCAGCUGCAAAAUAUGUCUGAGAGGUUUCAGUGCAGCGUGCUCACUGAAACUUCACGAGCGAGGCCACAGUGAGCACAAGGAGUACAGCUGCAGCAUCUGUGGGAAGUCGUUCCACAACAAGUACUCGUUCGGGUACCACCAGAAAAGUCACACGGGUGAGAAGCCGUUUGUAUGCGACGUGUGCGGGAAGAGGUUUUUCCACGCCGGCAGUUUGAAGCAGCACGAGCGGAUUCACACGGGAGAGAAACCGUUCAAAUGCGACCAAUGUGGAAAGGCUUUCAGAACUGACGGGAACUUCUACAGACACCUACGGAUCCACACGGGCGAGAAACCGUUUGAAUGCACUUACUGUCAGAAGAAGUUCCACCAGUCGAACCAGCUGAAGGCUCACCUGCAGGUUCACACCGGGCAGAAGCUCUACUCCUGCCAGCAGUGUGGGCGGGGCUUCUCCGACUCCAGGCAGCUCAAGAAGCACAGCUGCGAUGGGGAGUAUGUCGUGCAGACGGUAUAGCAUCAGCUGCAGCGCUCCUGUGUCUGCAGGAGGCGUUUAGGUGUACUUCUAAAUGUAGGUUAAAAAAUCAUCCUCUGCUGACAAACACAUGGGAGGAUUUAGAGUUGGCUAAAAAAAUCAUACAUGGGAAAUUGAACUCAAAAAACAGAAAGGAAAAACUGUAGGAAAUUGCUGUGUUGGCUUCUCAGCUGUACAAAAAACAACAAAAUAAACCAAUAUUUUUUUCCAGAA
Betta splendens (Siamese fighting fish) is the source of this 2842-nucleotide messenger RNA. Its product is annotated as oocyte zinc finger protein XlCOF6-like. The record is from RefSeq and is a predicted model, not a curated record. The coding region runs from base 221 to 2611 and encodes 796 amino acids. The transcript is spliced from 4 exons. NCBI's taxonomy places the organism in Eukaryota, Metazoa, Chordata, Actinopteri, Anabantiformes, Osphronemidae.